CAUCUAAAUACCAAGGCAAACAUAAUGAUACAAUCUUGAUUCCUACCGAUGCUCAUAAAACCGGAUUAGUCUCGCAAUACAUUUCUUAUGAAUCAUUUUAUCAUGACCCAGCGAUCACAAAACUCGUACAGCAAGAAAUAGCCGCUAAAAAAUUUUAUAAUAAGGACCCGGACCAAGAAAUCAUUAAGCAAGCUCGUGAAGAACUUGCUAAGGUUUUAGAUGUUUAUGAGAAGAUUUUGGAAGGAAAAGAGUAUUUGAAUGGCGAAUUUUCUUUAGCUGAUCUCUUCCACACCCCUUAUACUCAUUACAUCUAUAGUAUGGAGGCACAUUCCGAAUUAUAG
Molecule: messenger RNA, 341 nt
Organism: Racocetra persica
Lineage: Eukaryota; Fungi; Glomeromycota; Glomeromycetes; Diversisporales; Gigasporaceae
Source: the annotation of a GenBank genome assembly